This is a messenger RNA of Naegleria fowleri, 1698 nucleotides long. RefSeq lists its product as uncharacterized. Lineage: Eukaryota; Heterolobosea; Eutetramitea; Acrasida; Naegleriidae. The record is from RefSeq and is a predicted model, not a curated record. The transcript has 3 exons. Bases 1 to 1698 code for a protein of 565 amino acids. Gene Ontology annotation, biological process: protein ubiquitination. Gene Ontology annotation, molecular function: ubiquitin-protein transferase activity.
AUGUUUUCACAACCCAAACCCAGCAACACUGUGUCCGAAGUUGUCGAAAUUAAUUCUGCAUCCGACAGCAGUGAGGAUUGUCCACAAAUUAUUAGCGUUCAUGAAUCUGCAUCACACCAACAGCAACAAACAGAGAGAAGAAAAAAAAUUAAGAAAGAACCAGUUGCAUCUAUCAAUGUUCAUUCUAACAACAUGAUAACUAGUUAUGAAAAUUCUAAUAAUCAACCAGCAAAGGAGAUCAAUGAUGGAAAGAAAAAAAGAAAAUCUUCAGCAAUACCUGAAGCAGGAUUUAAUCUAUAUUUGACAAACACGAUUGGAUUUCUAACCAUACCUCUAAAAGAUAGAAGAAAAGAAUUAAAACGAAUAUGGAGGAAAGAAUUGGAUGAAACUUCAAAAAAUUAUUGGUGCGACCAAGCAGCAAAGACUAAAAAGAAAAAAGUUUCCACACCACAAGCUUCAAAUGUGAGCGUCUCCACGAAUUCUAUUCAUCCACUCCCUCAAAAUUCAACUCUUAAUACGACGUUGGAUAGUAACAGAGUGCACAUGAUUAAAUUGCUACCCAUUCCAAUCACGACUCCAAAUCGCCCUAUCCUUUUAAUUGAUACCAAGAAUCCUCCUCCAUUCACUAUUCAAAGCUCUCAAAACAUGCAGAGUUCAAUAUUUCCAUCUUCACAUGUACAAACAUCCUCCUCCUCAUCUGCAACCACAAGAACUAACUCUCCACAAAAUAAUAAUAAUGGUGGUGAUGCCACUUUUCCCAAGAACACUCCCCAAACAUGUGUAGUGACAAGUACUUCUGUACUCUCGGAAAAAGCUGUAAAUCCGACUCUUAAACCUGUCAUAGAUCUGCCAACAUUGGCUCAAUUAAGGUCGAGAGAAAUAUUUCAGCCUGUGACAUGUCCGUUAACAAAGAGAAUCAUGACCUGUCCUGUCAUGGCAGCCGAUGGAUGUAUUUAUCAAAAGGAUGCUAUUGUAAAUUAUGUAGUUAAGCAUGGAUGUAGUCCACGCCAACCAACAACUAAAUUGUUGGUUACUUCCUUAAUACCUGUGGAAUUAGCUCGACAAAAUGCUAUUUUACUUGUGAAAGAGAGAAUUCAUAAAAUGGAACAAGUGUUAAAAGAAAUAGAUAUUGAACCAUUAGAAAAACCAGUACUAUUGGAAUGCCUUUAUGUCAUUAAUUUUGGUUUACAAAUUUUAGAUGAAGUUGGACUUUCUGGCAAUGAAUACUCACGAUUCUUAACUGUUCGCAAGAUUUUAGUGCUCGACAAAAUACAAAAAAACUUUUGGAAACAUAAAGAUCAAACCACCUCUUACUCACACCCCUCUGAAAUGACCCUCUCUACAUUUAAUUCAGAUAUGGAAUACAUUUAUCUUUGUUUGACCGAGCACAUCGAUGAUCCCUCUCUUCUCUCUCUCAUUUUGACGCUCUGGAGAAGUAAUUGUAGUAGUAGUAGCAGUAAUGGUAAUGGCUCCAAAUUGCCCAUUGAUGAGCCAACCAUUACUAAUUUGUCCAUGUAUUUAUUCAAAUUAUGCAAAUCUUCUUUAACAGAACUCAUGCAUCUCUUUGAGGUUGAAAAAGACCUUUUGGUCAUGAAUCAAGUCUUGUCCUGUUUGAGAAAGACCAACACGUGUUCAUUCAAACCCAUCUCUCAAGAAAUUAUCAAAACCAUGAAUCAACUGGACAUCAGGUCUUUUUGA